AUUUUUCCAGGGUUCUUUGCAUUUCAAAACCCUCUCCGUGAAAUUUGACGCGUUCCCUUUUUACCCAAGGUCAAACCGGGUGCGGAGUCGGGAUUCGAACCUCGCACUUAUGAUUCCAAGUCCUGGGCGCUUUUCCCUCCCACCUAGCGUUGCCUUCAGGCAGCUACUCGGCUGGGCGGCCGGGCGCAUCUGCUCCUUCGGGAGCAGCUGAGAACCGGAAUUGGUUACUGGGAUAAACAACCCCGAGGCAGCUGCUUAGCGGGCAAGGAGGUGCCGCCCCCGCAGGUUCUUGCUGGGCUCUGGUUCAAGUCCCUGCCCAGAUGUUUGGUCGUUCUGUAGGAGCUCCUCAAAUGCUCUCUGUUGCUGCUGCUGCUCAUUCUUCACUCAAGCAGGAGCUUCAUUAUGCGGCGCCACAGCCUUGGAAAGUGCACUCACUACCUGCUCUCAACCCAUCCUGUGCACAAAGGCGGCCUCUUUAGGCACCAAGUUCUUUAAGCAUUGGGAAUAAAGCGCACAGUAGUUAUUUACUUUCUACCACCUCCUAGUUGAGGCAGUUAAAUUACUUAAAGAUUUGAAAUAACUGAUGCAACUUUUAAGUUCUUUACCUUGAAGAUGUUUCUCCUCGAUAUGGAUUGUUUGCUCUUUCUAAGCAUCAUCCUUGAAAAUGGGAGGUGCUGUCAGUGCUGGAGAAGACAAUGAUGAACUAAUAGAUAACUUGAAAGAAGCACAGUAUAUCCGGACAGAGCUAGUGGAGCAAGCCUUCCGAGCUAUUGACCGUGCAGACUACUAUCUCGAAGAAUUUAAAGAUAAUGCCUAUAAAGACUUAGCCUGGAAACAUGGCAAUAUUCACCUUUCUGCCCCGUGCAUAUAUUCAGAAGUGAUGGAAGCUCUGGAUCUACAACCUGGACUUUCAUUCUUGAAUCUGGGUAGUGGCACUGGCUACCUCAGUUCUAUGGUUGGACUCAUCUUAGGUCCUUUUGGUGUAAACCAUGGGGUAGAGCUUCAUUCAGAUGUGAUAGAGUAUGCCAAGCAGAAACUGGACUUUUUCAUCAGAACAAGUGAUAGCUUUGACAAGUUUGAAUUCUGUGAACCCUCCUUUGUUACUGGCAACUGUCUGGAGAUUUCUCCAGAUUGUACUCAAUAUGAUCGUGUUUAUUGUGGUGCUGGAGUUCAAAAAGAACAUGAAGAUUACAUGAAGAGUUUGCUUAAAGUUGGGGGAAUUCUUGUCAUGCCACUAGAAGAAAAGCUGACUAAAAUAACUCGAACAGGUCCUUCUGCUUGGGAGACCAAAAAGAUUCUGGCUGUUUCUUUUGCUCCUCUGAUCCAGCCCAAUCAUUCAGAUUCAGGAAAGUCAAGACUUGUGCAAUUGCCUCCACUGGCUGUUCGUAGCCUCCAAGAUUUAGCUCGAAUUGCAAUCCGAGGAACUAUUAAAAAGAUAAUUCAUCAAGAAACAAUGAACAAAAGUGGAAAUGGACUGAAAAACCCACCCAGGUUUAAGCGAAGGCGAGUUCGACGCCGUCGAAUGGAAACUAUUGUCUUCUUGGACAAAGAAGUCUUCGCCAGUCGUAUUUCCAACACAUCCGAUGACAACAACAAUUGUGAGGAUGUGGAAGAAGAAAGGAGGGAAGAGGAGGAAAAGAAUGUCCCUGAAAUGAAGCCAGAUCCUCCUGUAAACUUUCUGAGAGAAAAGGUCUUGAGUCUGCCCCUGCCUGACCCUCUGAAAUAUUACCUGCUUUAUUACAGAGAAAAAUAAGUCUUCUAUUUAUAUUAAGAAAAAUAUACAUGAGAGGGGAAGUGGCAAGGGCCUGACAACAUGUAUAUGACUUGCUUACCUGUUAACAUGGUCACCCCUGGCAUAGAUUGGCUGGAGAAUGUGACUGCUGUAUACUUAAACAUACUCAUUUUUUUUUCUCCUAGUUUCUUGGUGGUGUGCUAAUUUUUUUUUCUAAAAAAAGCAGGAUUUCCUUUUAAAUUGACCUGGUGAACGCAAACUGCCUAGAAGCAAAUAUUUCUUCCAUUGAGGGGAAAGAAAAUCAGCUCAGUAAGGCAGUUUUCUAUUUCAGCCAAGCUUUAAAACUAAACUCCAGUUUAAAUGUUUCUAGACAGCACCCUAAAGACUACUCUGCAACACAGUUGCAUUAAAUAACAUAUAUUGUAUAAUUAAAAUGAAAACUGCUGAUUCAAACUAUUUUGCUUCUCCCAACACCCCCCUCCCAAAGCACAAAUUUUACAAGUACACAAAUCACUUCCGGGGGCAAUACUCCAAAUGUCCAGGUUUGAAUUCUGACUUUAAGUGGUAUCUGCCCUUAAUCAUUGGCACCGAGUCUGACUCUUCACAUAGUUUACUAGAUUGGAAAAUAUUGUUACAAGCCUGUUUAACCAGAUUACAAAUAAGUAAAUAGAUACAUUUUUUUGUCUUUACAGAUUGUAAAUUUUCUAAAAAGAUAGUGAUAUUCAUUGGAAAAAGCAAAUCAGAAAUACGUCAAAGUACCCAACGUUUUUUUUUUUUUCUACAUAGCGAGGAUCAUAUGUAGGUGAAAUCCUUUAUGGAUUUUUAUCUGAACAGUUUACAAGCUAAGCUCUAAAAACUUUGUCAAGUAUAGUGUUAGAAAUUACUGAAAGGGUAUUUUGAGAGAUAUCGCAGAUUCCUUAUGUCUAAGUUAACAUGAUUGAUAUUCUUAAGAAUAUGCAAUACGGACCCUGAUGGGUUUGACCUGAGGCUGGAAACUAAUAUUGUUCUGAAGCAUUUGACUACUCAGUUUCCCAGAAUGUAUAGAAGAUGAAAAAUCUCAGAAUGUAAUUAGUGGCAAUGUUCCCUAUAGACAGUUCCUGCUUUCUUGACCACAGUUUAGUAUUUUUCUGUAACUAGAUUAGAGUAAUGAGAUUUAGCUUUUAUAGUUCCAACAAAACUAGAUUUUUAAAAAAUAAUUUUUCUUAAAAAAUGCAUCUUUAAAAUUUUAGGUUGUGUUAGAUGGAUUUAACUUGCAGUAAAUUGUAAAUUAUACUUUUCCCAGAUUAUGAAGAGUGUCAAAGUAAAAGGGGGAAAAGAGUUCUCAUUCUUUCUAAACUAGUGAAGAAAAUGGUCUAAUUGUCAAGAUAACCUGACUGAAAAACCUUUCAAUUAUCUAAGACUACUUUUGAGAUACACUGGAAUUAGAUUGCUUGAUCCAAAAUGUAUUUGUCCAUUUUUGUUUACUUUCCUGUUAUUUUUACAUGCCCUAAAAGGCAUGACUAGCUGAAAAUGUACACAGUAAACCCAAACUCUCAAAGUGUUUAAACACAAUUCACAUUGACUGUGUCUUGUGAUUAAAUAUUAUGUAGUUCUUUGAAAUCACAGGGUAAAUUCAAGUGUCUCUGUGCUAUCUAACAUCUCUGUUGAUUUAGGUUAUUUUCUAAAGUUACUCAAUAGAUCUUUACUCUGUGUACUGACAGUCUUUUCACCACAAAUUAAAAUCUGUGUAGCCAAAUAAAAAGGAAAAGUUGGUAUGUCUGGUCCUGAGCUCAUAAAGUUAGACUGUUAAGGAAACUUUAUAUGUUACAUUCAUUUGCCUUUUUGUUCAGUGUCAUGGUUACCCAUCUCCCAAGAUUUUCAGUUUUUAAAUGACCAGUUCAUUGUUUGCAGAUCCUAGUAUUCAGAAAUCUAACGGGUGCAUGUAUAUAUACAUAUGUAUGUAUACACAUAUGUAUAUGUACAUGCAUAAUAUAUAUACCUAUACACAGACACUGACUAGAUUAUUAUUUAUAUUUUUCCAUUUACGUAUAAUUUAUAUGGACAUAAGAAAUUUGGAGUAAAUAUUCAUCUGAGAUCUGUGAUAUUUGUUAUAUAAUUAGUACAUCUUAACAUUGACCAUCUUCAAUUGUUGUCUAUUACAUAAGAAUUUCAAACUUUCACCACAUUUGCCUUUUGAUUACUUUAAGAUUUUUUAAUGCUCUUUAAAAUGCAUAGAAAAUAGUUCUCCUUUUAUAGUUUAAAAACCAAACUAUUCAAGGAGUUUGUGUCUUCAUGUUGUCCAGAUGUGCUGUUGUCAAAACAGAAAAACUGAUAGAAAAAUUUUAAGUGUAAUAUAUAACUAUGAAAUAGUGUGGUGUUUAGACUGCAAAAAUAAAGGAGAAUUAUAAAUAAGGUUCUCUGCUUAAGCACUUGCACUGUAGGUUAGUAUAAUAGGUUAUUUUCAAUUUCUACACAGAUUAAGGAUAGUAUAAUGUUUUUUUGUAGCGUCUAUAAGCCCUUUUAUGGAAUACUGUAUACUGUAACCUGGUUUUCUGACUUCUGUUUACUUUUAUGUUCUAAAUAUUAUGUGACAUAGUCUUGACAAGUAGUAAGGUCACAGACUUGUGCAAAGCAAAUCUCGGAUGUGUAAAUCUUAAGUAUGUAAGUUGAAAAUCAAAAUUUGUAUAUAGAAAGAAGAAGAGGCAAUUUUACUGACCUGGAACUUGCAAGUAAUAUAAAACAUGAAUUUUAUUGAGCUCAUAUUUAUGAGUGUAUAGACCAUAUAUUAAUAAAUGCAGUUAAGAUGUUUUAGCCUUCUUAGCAUUGCUUCUGUAUCAUGCUAUUUUGAAAAAAAACUCCACCUGACUUUUUCUUUUUGGAUAUUUAGUGAAAUUACUUUUUUUUCUUUUUAUGUUUGUACCCACUUUCGUAUGUUAGAAUUUUACUGAUUUUUUUUGCCUCCUUUUCUUUUCUGAAAUUCUCUUCCAUUCAUAUAGGUAGUUUAACUCAUACUCAUUCACAGUAGAACUGAAGAUACUAAUGUGACAUUGGCACAGGCAAACAGAUUUUGGCUCUAAAGAACUUCAUAGGCUAAUGACUAGAAUAAUUAUUUAGCUCUUCAGUAGUAUUCAGAAUAUGCAUUGCAACCCAGGCACUUCAGAGAGAGAGUAGCACAUCAGGUUUGAUUCACCAGCCAUAAGCUAAUUCAUAGCAAGCAAGGGGUGAAUAGCCCAGUUUUAAUAUUUUCUAACUUCAGUGAAAAAUGGUGGUUUUUCUGGCUCAUCCACAGACUUAAGUUAACUCAUUACUAUAUACUUCAUCAUCCAAAAUUCUUUCCCCUGAGAAUCUCAAAGGAGGACGGUUUUGGUUUUGUGCUUAUUAAAUAACUUUCAAGUAAAAAUGCACUUCCUGAAAAUGGAAGGAUGGACGUCAACUUAGUAUUUUCAACAUUAUAUUAUUGGAACUGUCCUUUUAAAAUAAUUAUAUCACUUCAAAUAUUUACAUUUGCCCUUUUUAUUACACUUAUUUGAUUUUAAGGCUAUGAAAUGCAGAGGUGAUUUUUUUCUUUAAAUGUUAAAAAGCAAAAUGCUUAAGCAAUUUGUGUUUUCAUUUGGUUUUAACAUAUCAAAGGAAAAUUUUUGUGUGCAUGUUAAAAGAGCCUUAAAAUCUAAUGUAAUAAGGGAAAUCGGUGAAAAUUUGAAAUUCUUAAAUAGCGUAGAAAAAUGUAAAAAACACUUUUGUGUACAUAGAAUACAUAUACACACAUCCUUUCAGUAAACUAUAAAUUCCCUACAGGUCCCAUUUUGAAUUAUGUUUCUAUUCUUUUGUCUAAGUCUGAAAAUAAAGAGUAAACUAUAUAUCAUGUCUUUAAAUGACCUUACUGAGACAUGUUGCCAGGCAAGAAGAGACAGGGUUACCCAAAUCAACCAAAGACUAAACCCUGUUUCAGGAAUUUCCAACUUAAUCAUCUACAUUUCUUAUUAUAUAAUUAGUACCAUCCAGGCUAUUUAAACCCUUAUCUUUCUGGAAACUGGAAGGUCAUCUGUAAGGGAAGGCAUCAGUUGAUUCUUUGAGGCCACACUUGUAAUCACCAUUAAAUAAAAGAGCCACCUGGUUCCUGUGUCUACUGUUGCAUCUGGUGUAACAUUAUACAGAAAUCCAAGAUCUUGCAGAGCUGGUGAUGUCACAUACAUGUGGCUCAGAAAUAUAACUGUUAACUUCCUAUUUACCUAAAGUGCUGCUGUUUUAAAAAACUAACCCUACAUAUUUUUGCGUCACUUAAUGUCAACAAUUGCUUGUAUUUAGUUCAUGGUAUUUAGCUAGAUCUAGUAUAAAACUGUUCCUUUUCUUGGAAUAUCAUUUUACAAAUAAAAGCUGUGUAUACUGUGCUG
Messenger RNA from Dromiciops gliroides (monito del monte), 6102 nucleotides. RefSeq names its product protein-L-isoaspartate (D-aspartate) O-methyltransferase domain containing 2 (gene PCMTD2). The transcript is spliced from 6 exons. Gene Ontology annotation, biological process: protein modification process. Lineage: Eukaryota; Metazoa; Chordata; Mammalia; Microbiotheria; Microbiotheriidae. Gene Ontology annotation, molecular function: protein-L-isoaspartate (D-aspartate) O-methyltransferase activity. The coding region runs from base 665 to 1753 and encodes 362 amino acids. Gene Ontology annotation, cellular component: cytoplasm. The record is from RefSeq and is a predicted model, not a curated record.